Molecule: messenger RNA, 1809 nt
Organism: Apis laboriosa (Himalayan honeybee)
Lineage: Eukaryota; Metazoa; Arthropoda; Insecta; Hymenoptera; Apidae
Product: farnesyl pyrophosphate synthase-like
Exons: 7
Coding region: 230-1462 (410 amino acids)
Biological process (GO): trans, trans-farnesyl diphosphate biosynthetic process
Cellular component (GO): cytoplasm
Molecular function (GO): dimethylallyltranstransferase activity; (2E,6E)-farnesyl diphosphate synthase activity
Source: RefSeq, a predicted model, not a curated record
CUCAGUCCAAUAGGGUUAGUCAUAUAGCAUAUAUGAUUGAGCACAAGGAAAUUGAAAUAUCAAAGAAAAUGUGUUAAAUAUUAUUAUUGAUUAUAUAUUGAUAUUAUUGAUAUUCAUCGAUAUAAUUUAUUUUAUAGAUAAAAAAAUAUUUAUUAUAUUUAAUAUAAUAUAAUAAUACUUAGUUUAUAUAAUAUAUACUUAAUACUUAAUAUAUAUAUAUUUGGUAAAAAUGUUUCAUAUUUUACUAAAGUGUAUGAAUUUACUGUUGUGUGAACGAAAUACACAAAAAAUCUUUAAUUUUAUAAAUAUUAGAAAAAAUUCAUUAUGGUGGAAAUGCCAAGAAUCAAGAAUAGAAUACUCUUGUUUUAAAAUAAAUACGCCUUUAAAGUAUCAUACAUCAAACAAUGUACGACAAUUUGUCGAUUCAUUUAAAGAUGAAAGAAACGAAUUAAUGGCCAUAUGGCCUAAUAUUGUUUGUGAAUUGACAGAAGAAGAUAAUGAAGAAUUAUCAGAUGUUAACAAGUGGAUAACAGAGAUAUUGGAAUAUAAUGUUCCGAAAGGAGGAAAACGAAGAUCAGUACCACUUGUAAUCGCAUAUAAAUUGCUGGUAUCUCAAGAUCAGUUAACAGAAGAAAAUAUUCAUUUAGCUCGUAUCCUAGCCUGGUGUAUAGAAAUAAUGCUUGCAUUUCACACAAUGGCAGAUGACAUUUUAGAUCAUGCAAACAUGCGACGAAAUCAACGAACCUGGCAUGUAAAAGUUGGAUUAAGUGCAAUUAAUGAUGCUUUUAUUUUGGAAACAUGUAUAUACAAGCUUCUUGAGAAACAUUUUAAAUCAAAAAAUUGUUAUGUAGAUAUCGUGGAUAUAUUUUUGAAGUAUCAUAGAAAAACGAUGCAUGGUCAAUGCUUAGAUAUAUUAAUAUCGACGCAUUGGGAAAAAAAAAACUUUAAUCUUUUUUCAAUAGACCGAUACAAUACUUUAGUAAAAUAUAAAACAUCUUACUUCUCAUUUAUACUUCCAUUCAGUCUUGCUAUGCGUUUUGCUGGCAUAAUCGAUCCAGAAAUGCAUAGGGAAGCAGAAAAAAUUCUGAUAAAAAUAAGUCAUCUUUUCCAAGUACAAAAUGAUUUUUUGGAUUAUUAUAGUAAAGAAGAAAUUGGAGGAAAAAGUGGAACUGAUAUACAAGAAGGAAAAUGUACAUGGCCCAUUGUGAUUGCAUUGCAGCGAGCUACAAUUGAACAAAAAAGAAUUUUAAAAGAAUGUUAUGGAGUAGCUGAUGAAGAAAAAGUAAAACAUGUGAAAGAAAUUUAUAAAGAGAUAGGUAUAUCAAAUAUUUAUUUGGAUUACGAAGAAGAAAUGCAUAAUUUAUUGAAUACAUAUAUACAACAAUUAUCUUCGAAACUUCCAAUUCAAUACUUUUUAUACUUACUCACUACAUCAUGUAGUAAAAUAGAACGAAAAGAUUAAUUAUACAAGAUAUUCGAAAAAUAUAGGAUCACACAUUCGAUCCAGAAAUUCUUAAGAUAAUAUUUUCUUAUAUAUUCUUUUAUAUUCGAAUGAUAUUUUCUUAUGCAGAAAUUUUCCUUCUUAUCUUAUUAAAUUAUUAACGAUAAAAUACUGCUCUAUCACAGAGUACAUACGCGUGAAGUCGUGUUGACUCCAUGUCGAUUAAAUAGGAAUAAAUUGACUCAAUAUAUCGAAAAAACUGUGUUAAAUGUAAUAAAUAUUUUUAUUUAUUAAUAAAAAAUAUAUAUAUUUUGAGUAAAAAGAAAUAAAUUAUAUUACAUUAACUAUAUUAUAUUAACUACAUUAAA